AUCAAAUCAAAACUGUGCACGAGCAAUGAUAUUCUUGCGUCAUCAUCUUGACGAGAUUCUGAAAAUCGAAUAUCUGACAGUUAAGGAUCCACUUGUUUUGUGGAAAAACCUAAAAGAAAGAUUUGACCACUUGAAGAUGGUCAUACAUCCAAAGGCACGAUAUGAUUGGAUGCAUCUAAGGCUACAAGACUUUAAGUCUAUACAUGAGUAUAAUUCUGCCAUGUUCAGAAUCACUUCUCAAUUGAAAUUAUGUGGAGAAACGGUUAGUGAGAUUGAUAUGAUGGAAAAGACGUUCUCCACUUUCCAUGCCUCGAAUGUGCUCUUGCAGCAACAAUAUCGAGAGAAAGGUUUCAAAAAGUAUUCUGAACUAAUUUCUCAUCUUCUUGUGGCCGAGCAAAAUAAUGAUUUAUUAUUGAAAAAUCAUGAGAAUCGACCUACUGGAUCUGAACCACUUCCUGAAGUGAAUGAGGCGUACGCCCACCAUGCUAGGCGUGGAAAAGGUCGCGGUCCUAAUCGUGGACGUGGACGUGGUCGUGGACGUGGACGUGGUCGUGAUUAUGGUCAAGAACGUAAUUCUAAUCUUGGCAUUAAUCAUUCAUCAAAUAAAAAGGAAACAAUAAAUUAAGGCUCAAUUUCUAAUAUUUAAUCAUUAAUUUAUUCCUUUGAAUAUAUUGUACCCUUUUGACAACACUAAUAUUUAAUAUAUAUUUAUUUUGUGUAUGUCAUUUCAUGUGAAGAUAUGGAUAAUUCUAAGAACAUAUUAUCGAAAUAUGAA
Molecule: messenger RNA, 775 nt
Organism: Solanum pennellii
Lineage: Eukaryota; Viridiplantae; Streptophyta; Magnoliopsida; Solanales; Solanaceae
Exons: 2
Coding region: 26-625 (199 amino acids)
Source: RefSeq, a predicted model, not a curated record